AUGACUCCCGACUCCCACGUGCCGUCUUCCUCGGACCCAACCUCUGUCGACAAUGACCAGGUCCAGGCAGUUCGGCAUUUCAACCGCUUUUACACUCGCCGCGCUGGAGUCCUCGCCCUCUCCUCCGAUCUCUCGCUCACAGAGACUCGUGUCCUGUAUGAACUUGCCAACUCGGAGACGUCAGUCGCCUCUGAGCUCUCCCGCACUCUCGGCGUCGACAUGGGAUACCUCUCCCGCAUCUUGAAGCGCUUUGAGGCCGCCGGAUGGAUCUCGCGCAAGCCCAACCCACGCGACCAACGCCAGAGCUGGUUGACUCUUACUCCCGAGGGAUUCUCGGCCUACGCUCCCAUCAACGACACGUCCCAGUCUCAACAGACCGAGCUCCUGGCCUCCUUGCCCAACGGCGAGCGUACGAAACUUGUUGAAGCCAUGCGCACCAUUGAGCGUAUCCUCACUGCGCCUUCGACCUCGGCUCCUGCACCCGUGGCCACUCUUCGCGACCUCCAGUAUGGCGACCUCGGCUGGGUCCUGCAGCAGCAUUCCGACCUGUACGCCGAAGAGUACGGCUGGAUCGGCGAGUUUGAAGGUCUGGUCGCCGACGUCGUGGCCGGCCUCGCGAAGAUGGACAACAGCUGCGAACAUGGUUGGAUUGCCGAGGUCAAUGGAGAACGGGCCGGCUGCCUCUUCCUCAUGAAGGCCCGUGAGGGCGUCGCCAAAAUCCGUCUCGUACUCCUCACUCCGGCCGCACGCGGCCACGGGCUGGGAGGGCGCAUGGUGGAUGUCUGUCUGGCGUAUGCGCGCGAAAAAGGCUACACCAAGGUCGAGCUGUGGACCCACGCCGAGCUCGGAACCGCGCGCAAGAUGUACGGAAAGCGUGGUUUCGUGCUCGUGGAGACGGAACCACACGACAGGUUUGGUCUUCCGCUCGUCGGUGAGAUGUGGGAGUUGGACUUUGACAAGGAGUAG
Molecule: messenger RNA, 966 nt
Organism: Apiotrichum porosum
Lineage: Eukaryota; Fungi; Basidiomycota; Tremellomycetes; Trichosporonales; Trichosporonaceae
Exons: 1
Coding region: 1-966 (321 amino acids)
Biological process (GO): regulation of DNA-templated transcription
Molecular function (GO): N-acetyltransferase activity; DNA-binding transcription factor activity
Source: RefSeq, a predicted model, not a curated record